AUGAGAGAGCGUUUCUCACAAGACAUUGAGAACUCUAGUGGCACGGCUUCGGAAAUGCCAAGACUUCGAGAUACGGUUGUUCUUCCUCGACCUGGACGUUUACUUUGUACCUCCUCGCAUUGUUCCGGCCUUACGCAACAACCUUCUUUAAAACAUGUGUGGAGUGACGCUGCCACACAAGUAUUUUAUUCUCUGAGCAUCUCCUGUGGUGGGCUCAUCACAAUGUCAAGUUACAAUAAAUUCAACAACAAUUGCUUAAGGGAUUCCAUACUGGUGCCACUUAUUGACUGUUUCACGAGCUUCUUCUCUGGAUUUGUAAUUUUUACCGUUCUGGGUUUCAUGGCCAAAGUGAAAGGCGUCGAUGUUGAGACUGUUGUCAAAGGAGGUCCAGGUUUAGCGUUUAUCGCUUACCCAGAAGCUAUCACAAAAAUGCCGUCUCCAACAGUUUGGGCCAUCCUCUUCUUCUUGAUGAUGAUCACCAUCGGUUUCAGUUCACAGUUCUCCCUGGUUGAAACGGUGAUGUCGUCUUUGAUGGACGAAUGGCAAGAUAAACUGCGGCGCAACUGGAAGACUCAAACCGCUUUCAGGGUUUGCGUUUGUCUUGUAACCUUUCUCUUCGGUUUACCUAUGACCACCCAGGCUGGCAUGUAUAUUCUGAACCUGGUCGAUACUUCAGUCGGUGGAUUCCCGUUCUUGUUUAUCGGCCUUACAGAAUGCCUUACCAUAUGCUAUAUAUACGGUUACAAAAGAUUUGCAGACGACAUUGAAAUGAUGCUUGGGAAAAAGCCGUCAGUUUAUUGGAGAAUAUGUUGGUGUUUCGUCACUCCUUUUAUCUUGUUUGUGGUGAUAGUAUCGAAGGCCAUACAAUACAAAGUAGUCACGCUUCAUUCGUAUGUUUACCCACGAUGGGCACAAACUAUUGGUUGGUUGAUAGUUAUCAUUCCACUUGUGAUUAUUCCAGUAUACUUCGUAGUGAAACAUUGCCAAAGCGGAGGUUAUCAGGUGAUGGUGAAGUCUUUAAAACCCCUGUCAAACUGGGGGCCAUCCGAGCCAGAAAACCGCACGGGCAAGUAUGCGGAGGAAGCCGACGAUGACGACUCCGGGAGCAGAGGAGGCCAGGAGACAACUGCGGAAAACGUAGACGAAGUUCAAAGGAGAGAAAUGUUCACUGAAGUUGAUGGGGUUGAGAACGAGGCUUUUGAAGGUGACACUCGUCAAAAUGUCACCGACCUGCCGAACUCCAUAGCUACAACAAACAGUAAAUUUUAACUGAUGUGACAGUGUUUUGUUUACGUGCGUGCAAGCAUGUGUGCGCGCCUGCGUUUGUGUGUGUGUGUGUAUGUGUGUGUGUUUGAACAGGGAGAUGAUGAUUUGACACAACGGUCUUUUGAUUCACGUGCUGAUGUAAUUAAUUUAAAGGAAGGGAAGGGUACCUUGUUUAUUUUUAUAUUUUUUGUAUUUGUACAAAACCAAAUAAAGUGCGGAAUACAGGAAGAUGAAAGAGUGACAGCCUUCA
This is a messenger RNA of Octopus sinensis (East Asian common octopus), 1516 nucleotides long. Its product is annotated as sodium- and chloride-dependent glycine transporter 1-like. The coding region runs from base 1 to 1269 and encodes 422 amino acids. Lineage: Eukaryota; Metazoa; Mollusca; Cephalopoda; Octopoda; Octopodidae. The record is from RefSeq and is a predicted model, not a curated record. Gene Ontology annotation, biological process: sodium ion transmembrane transport. Gene Ontology annotation, cellular component: membrane. The transcript is spliced from 10 exons.